Messenger RNA from Ochlerotatus camptorhynchus, 3192 nucleotides. Its product is annotated as dynein axonemal intermediate chain 7. Gene Ontology annotation, molecular function: microtubule binding; beta-tubulin binding. The transcript is spliced from 10 exons. NCBI's taxonomy places the organism in Eukaryota, Metazoa, Arthropoda, Insecta, Diptera, Culicidae. The record is from RefSeq and is a predicted model, not a curated record. Bases 62 to 3154 code for a protein of 1030 amino acids.
AGGUGGAACGUGGAAAGCAGCUCGGAACCGCAGUUUAGUCUGGAUUCGACUUUUCUCCAAAAUGAGUCCCAAAAAGAAGAUGUCGAAAAAAGAACGAGCCCGCCUGGAGGCCGAACAGGCCGAGCAUCAGCGGAUGGAACUCGAACGGGAACGGCAGCGAAAAGUCGAAGAGGAAAAAAUGCGCAAAGUUCGCGAGAAGGAGGAAGCCGAACGUAAGCAGGUCCAAGAAAUAAUCGCCAACAAACUGAGGAAGGUCCAGCUCCAGGAUAGCUACAAGUAUUUUGCCUUAAUUAAAGAUGAGGUCAAACAUCUGCAUGGACAACAGAAGAAGGAUCGAGAGUGGGAGCAGUACAUGCGGUGCAAUGGCUUACCGAAUGCGUUUGAUCCUGCGGAUUUGAGAAAAUAUUUGCACAUCUGGUGUGAUGGCAUUAGACUCUACAACGAACGUGAGCAAAAUUGGCUCCUGUGCACCAACGAGCAGAGCAUAUUGACACAAGACGUUAACGUUGCCAACCUGUCACGAGAGAGUUUGAAGCAACAGCAGCCGGAAAUCGGAAACGUGUAUGCAGCGAAAACCAGGGAAGUUCUCGGAAUACUGGAGGAGAUAGACGACGCUCUGCACGAUACGGAUAUGACACAGUCGAUGAUUGAUGACUUACACGAGAUGAAAACCGAAUUCCGCCGGGUGCUGGCCAAUUACAUCGACGAGUUCGCGUACAAAAUCCUGAGCAACAUCAACCGGGACAUGGCACUGAGCGGCCUUCUAGAGGUGACCCACAAAUUUGAAUCGGAUGUGUUCAAAAUGCAACUGUACGGACUACGGGAUAUGCCAACACCCCAACUCAAUCCAAAGGAGAAGGCCAAAGAGGACAGCAAACACACUGAUAUUGAUUUCCCACUGUUGGGAUUUCAUCUGGUGCUCCCAGCUGCCGUAAAGUGCCAUCACUCGGCAAUAAGAGGUUUAUGGAUAAGUUAUGACCAUUUCAGUGACUAUUGCCCCAGCUACGACAUGCCCUACAGGCAGGAUCAUCGAGCUGAUCUGCGUAUUAUUAGCAGAAUCGAGUGGAAGAAGCGGAAGGAGAUCCUGAAGGCAGUGUACGAAGAGCCCCGGGAGAAGCGCCCGGACGACUCGGAGGAGGACGAGCGGGCGGGACACGAUAUCGAUGUGGACAAAAUUUACACCGAACACGCCGACGAGCUGAUGAAGAAGGAGCGCGCCAAAAAGGGAACCAAGGCGCUGAAUCUUUUCGAGCACGACGUGAACAUGAGAAGCCAUCGCAUAAUUGCCGGUGUUUAUUGCAUCGAUUAUCUGGAACAACCGAUGCAGGAGGUCAAGAUUGCGAAAAAGUCGCUGCUGAGGACGGUUCCCCAGCCAGGCCAACUGACGAGGAAGAAAUUCUAUCAGCCCUAUCGCCCCCCACCGACACCCCAGCCGGGAGUGCGCCGUCUGCCGGAGGAAAUCGAAGCCGAAAUCAAACAAAUGGAAGAAAACCUCGACAAACUGGCAUUGAUCACGUUGCAGCUUCCCGAAAAUGUAUUCUGGUUCGAGCCACCCAUCGUGUGCCGGUGGGAACUCCGAGACGAAACACUCGAAUCCGAGCCAAGCUUUACAAAGUACCUAGACAAAUACAAACAGAUGGUACAAGUUGCCAAGGAGCGCAAAACUAAAUCGAUGCGAGACAGAAAAACAAAGUACAUCGAAGAUUUCAACAUCCUCGACAUCCCGUCGCACAUCCAUCUCAGUUCCAUUGUGGAUGACUUCGUAGUUCCCAAGCUGCCGGAGAACUAUACGGUGAAAAUUAUUCCCCAGGAUGAUAAAAAGAAGUCACACCUGUUGAUGAGUGGUAAAAAGUCCCGUGAGAAAAAGAGGAAAAUCACCAAAACUCCCUCCAGUGCGGCACUAACGAACAUCAUUUAUGAGACGAAAAUUCCAUCCUAUCUCUUCCCACCAGGCUGUGGCAGUAAAAUACUGAAAAUAUGGAACAAGCGGAACAAACUGAGCUAUCCUUGCGUGCCAGAGGAAAGCGAUGACCAGGCCGAUUAUGAUGAUUCCGACAAUGACUUUGCUUCCGCUGGAGGAGGUGGAAAAUCGAGGAAAAAGCAAUAUCUGUUCUCCAAGUUUAUGAAAGACCUAGACGAACUAAUUGAUGCAAAAACUCCGAAAUUUGAAUUUAAAAUUGAAGAAAUUGCUACAACAGUGUCCAAGGCCGAGCAGGGCAAGCAGAGUGUGCAGAUUGUACGGUCGGAGGAACGGAUGCGGGACCGAGAUCGGAAGAAGGUCCAGAAGAGUAAAUUCGAUUCCGACGACGAGGAAGUGGACUACGGAGACAUUCUGGAGGUGGGAAACUAUGUCAUGGUCGACCGGGAGAAGGAGUACGUCGGAAAGUGGAGCACCAGGGACAUCCAUGAUGUGAAAUUCAACGAGGACAAACUGACCAUCCAGUUUCGGAUCGGACGGCUGGGGGCGUUCGGCUUCGCCGCUAACCGAUACAGCAAUUUGCCAUAUCAGUCGUGGGAAGUGAAGCCGGACAUCAAGAACCCCGGCAGUGUAACAUUUUCCCUGACCGCAGCCGUAGUCAAUACGGAAAUCACCAUCACCGAGCAUGGCUUCCGGGUCAAUGCGUUGCAGGGCGGCCCGACGCAGGCCCUUCAGGAGAUCCUGGGCCAUGUCAUGCCGAUACGAAAAAUGAUGAAACAAUUACGCCUGGCAGCUGUGGAUUUCUUCCCGGAAGACGAUGCGUUUAAUUAUUCGGAGGGCUCGUGCGAGAAGAACCCCAUCAUGGAGUCACAUCUUUACGACUGCAUGGGCCUGCUGGCGUUGACACAUAAUUUUUCCUGGUCCAGAUGGAAUCUGCUGUCCGGUUGUCGGAUGUGCGUUCUGCUGAUGCGUGAAAUUAUCGAACAUCGCCGGAUUCCGAACCAUUCGACGCUGCUGGUGACCCCAUUGAAGGCGACCGUCAUCGAUUCGGUAGAAGUUUCACCCGUUUUCAACAGCAGCCCGAUCGACGGCAUGGAGCAUUACGCCGACCUGUACCAUCUGGGCCGGGAACACUCGCAGCCGUCGUCCAAAGUGAAGCAGGAGAACAUGAGCCCCAUCCUGCGAGACAACGUCGUGCAGCUGUUGAAGGCAGUUCGGCCGUUAAGCUUCUCCUAAAUGAAACUUCUCCCACCAUGAGCACGGCGCGGCCUUGA